Betta splendens (Siamese fighting fish) is the source of this 1895-nucleotide messenger RNA. RefSeq names its product septin-7-like. The coding region runs from base 16 to 1326 and encodes 436 amino acids. Gene Ontology annotation, cellular component: cell division site; septin ring; septin complex. The record is from RefSeq and is a predicted model, not a curated record. Gene Ontology annotation, molecular function: GTPase activity; GTP binding; molecular adaptor activity. NCBI's taxonomy places the organism in Eukaryota, Metazoa, Chordata, Actinopteri, Anabantiformes, Osphronemidae. The transcript is spliced from 14 exons. Gene Ontology annotation, biological process: cytoskeleton-dependent cytokinesis; cilium assembly.
UGAACUUGUCUGUGGAUGCGGCCAGGAAAGCGUUCGGGUUUAAGGGUUUUAAACGGUCAACAGAAGAACUUGGAGGGCUAUGUUGGCUUUGCAAACCUCCCUAACCAAGUUUACAGAAAAUCAGUGAAGAGAGGGUUCGAGUUCACUCUUAUGGUUGUGGGGGAAUCUGGACUUGGAAAAUCAACACUGAUCAACUCGCUCUUUCUGACAGACCUGUACUCUGCUGAUUAUCCAGGGCCUUCACAUAGAAUUAAAAAAACUGUGCAGGUGGAACAAUCAAAGGUUCUGAUUAAAGAAGGAGGAGUGCAUCUUCUGCUCACUAUUGUUGACACACCUGGCUUUGGUGAUGCUGUUGACAACAGCAACUGCUGGCAGCCAGUUACUGAUUAUAUCGACAGUAAGUUUGAGGAUUAUCUCAACGCAGAGUCGCGUGUCAACAGACGUCAGAUGCCAGACAACAGAGUGCACUGCUGCCUGUAUUUCAUUGCACCAUCUGGACAUGGGCUGAAGCCCCUUGAUGUUGAGUUUAUGAGACGUUUACAUGAAAAAGUAAACAUCAUCCCCCUUGUUGCCAAAGCAGACACAAUGACUCCUGAGGAGUGUCAACAGUUCAAGAAACAGAUCAUGAAAGAAAUUCUGGAGCACAAAAUUAAAAUCUAUGAGUUCCCCGAGACAAAUGAGGUGGAGGAAAUGAAGCUGGUCAGAAAAAUAAAGGAUCAUUUACCCUUGGCUGUAGUUGGUAGUAACACCAUCAUCGAGGUCAAUGGAAAACGAGUGCGUGGGAGGCAGUACCCCUGGGGUGUGGCUGAAGUGGAAAAUGGAGAACACUGUGACUUUACCAUCCUCCGCAAUAUGCUUAUUAGGACUCACAUGCGGGACCUGAAGGAUGUGACAAAUAAUUCUCACUAUGAAAACUACCGCAGCAAGAAACUGGCUGCAGUUACAUACAAUGGUGUGGACAACAAUAAGAACAAGGGGCAGCUUACAAAAACUGAGACGGAUGACGGCAUGAGUCCUCUAGCCCAGAUGGAGGAGGAGCGACGUGACCAUGUGGCAAAGAUGAAGAAGAUGGAACAAGAAAUGGAACAAGUGUUUGAGAUGAAGGUCAAAGAGAAGCUACAGAAGCUCAGAGACUCAGAGGCUGAGCUGCAAAGGCGCCACGAGCAAAUGAAAAAGAACCUGGAGGCCCAGCACAAAGAAUUAGAGGAGAAACGUCACCAGUUCGAGGAAGAAAAGGCCAACUGGGAAACCCAGCAGAAGAUUCUGGAACAGCAGAAGCUAGACUCUCGGACCCUGGAAAAGAACAAAAAGAAGAAGAUAUUUUAAUUUUUCCCGGAGGACCAUCAUUUUUUGCCAACCUGCCAGCCUGGAGUGUAAGGACAUCUAUUCAUCAAUAGUAUAACUAUAUAUAUAAUUUCCUCCCAAUUUGUUAUGCUUCUCAUUUUCCAAUAUUUUUCUGACUUUUUUUAGAUUUGUUUUGCUUUUGUAUGGACCCUGUUAUAUUGUAGCCUUACUCUAGGAAAGCAAACAUGUAUUCCUGACUUUGCUCACUUUGAGUGCAACAAGAAACAGAUGACACCAAAGUAAUAUAGAAACUGCUCCUAAAAUCUGUUCUUCGUCAGUUUCUUUGAACUUCAUUUACACAUUCGACAUAAAAUAGGUUUCUACCGGACAGAUCUUCCAGGGGCUGGAUGUGGGAAGUCUGAGUCUGAUGGAGGACAUGAGCACAGAUAUUGCUCAGACAGAUAUUGCUCAGACAAGUAGCUGUCAGCUCACUUUACAUAAGAUGGAUUCAAUCACAUGGCACUGUUUGUGUAAUGUGUCUGUGUUUUGUAAUUUCUUGUUUUUAUUGUAUAAAUUCACAUAAUAAAAUUGUGAUUGGGAGAAGAACAAAA